AUGGCUCCUCCAUCCGCUAUUCCGCGCUUCCUCCUUCCACGAGGAGGCCUCUCCAAAUCAUCCCUCCAGAACCUCCACAUCAACACAGCCGCAGCUCCGCGACGAAAUGGCAUCCAACCCUCGAUGUUCCACCGCCUCAACUUCUCCUCGUCCGCCUCUUGUGGCGCCGGCCCGCCAAAAGCUCGCGUGCUUGAGAAGCCAGACAAGUUCCGGCCUCCAUCCCACGCCGCCCGUCGAGUGGUGAACCCCAACAAGCAGCCGAGGAACUACCCUGGUCCGGCUCCCACGCCGAAGGAAAUCGCAGAUCGCCAGACGAAGAGAUAUCCCAACAUGUUUCCGCCAGAGGGGACAGUCCUGUUCAAAUUCCUGACUAACAAGGGCAUUCACGUCUGGAUAUCCAUGAGCGUCCUCUUUUCUCUUGCCUUUUUUACGUGGUCGACGAACUUCAAGAAAACAUCACCCUACGCGCAUCUAUUGCCAGGCUGGUCCCAGCUGUUCUCGAGCCCGAUAAACACGGUAUCGCAAUUCUUUACCGUAAUGAAAAUGCAUGCUGAACACACCACGGUUGUAGCAAAGGAGAAGCGAAAGCGGAUUGUCGAUGACAUUGAUAAGCGCAAAGAAUAUAGGAUUGCGCAUGGGCUGGAGGAGGAUGAUCGGCAGAAGCCUGAUAACGCUGAGGCCGCUGAAGGUGCUGUGAGUGUGGAGGGUGUCGAGGGGGUAGAAGGCACCGAUGCUGUGGCUCGCGUGAAUGAAGAGGGGACGAUGUCGAUGAAGAAACCCAAGAGAUGGCUGGGCAUAUGGUGA
Arthroderma uncinatum is the source of this 804-nucleotide messenger RNA. RefSeq lists its product as uncharacterized. NCBI's taxonomy places the organism in Eukaryota, Fungi, Ascomycota, Eurotiomycetes, Onygenales, Arthrodermataceae. The coding region runs from base 1 to 804 and encodes 267 amino acids. The record is from RefSeq and is a predicted model, not a curated record. The transcript has 2 exons.